Thyridium curvatum is the source of this 1188-nucleotide messenger RNA. RefSeq lists its product as uncharacterized. The transcript has a single exon. The coding region runs from base 1 to 1188 and encodes 395 amino acids. The record is from RefSeq and is a predicted model, not a curated record. NCBI's taxonomy places the organism in Eukaryota, Fungi, Ascomycota, Sordariomycetes, Thyridiales, Thyridiaceae.
AUGCCAUUCACGAGAGCGCGAUCGCAGCUGCCAAACAACAGUGUGACGGUGAACUCGACACCAUCUCGCCGCUUCCCAGGCCUCACUCCCCAUGCCUCCAGCUUCUCUCUGCUCACAUCUGGCCUCCUCAUCCUCAUCGCGCUCGUUGCAGCGAGGCGCAUCGUGGCCAGCCGCCUUCGGUCUUUGGCCUGCAGAGACAGAUUUUCCCGGAAGGAUUACGAUCAAACCCCCUUAGCGCGUCCUAGUGGGUUUGCGCCAGGGAACAGGGUUGUUCUGGGGGACCGUAAGCAACGGCAGGUUAUUACUUGGAUGGCGGCUUCGGAUUCAACCAUGGAAGAGUCACGUGGAGUCAGCAGUGAUGACCCUGCGGCCGUCUUAAGGACUCAAACGCCCACCACAGCUGGGGGCGAGCUGAGACGCCCUGGCUCCCCCCCUGCACCCGAGUCUGGCCUUGCCGAUGGAGCCGGGAACGAAAAGUCAACAAUGGACGGCGAAGGCUGGCCUGGAACGCACGCAGAUGCAGUAGAGAGCAACACAUCCCACACUGGCGGCGUCGAGGCCGUUUUUAAGAGGCCCCGAUCACCUCGGGACGUGUCGAUGCCCAGACAAUUCAUAUAUCGGCCCUUCCCGAUGCCUCCUCCUUUUACCCCUCCGACCUUUGUUGAUACUAGCGCCCAUAGCGGCCAUUAUCCAACGGGAAUGGACCCUUGUCCCUCGGAGCCCUCGGGGUAUCCCACAAACAUCCCGCCCUCUCUCGCGCAUCAGCACCACGAGGAUCCCAUGGCAUCCCCUUCUCCUUCCUCAGGCAGGAGAGACUUACCGUCACUUCCGAGAAGACGGAGCUACACGAGAAGCAUUCCUAUCAACAUCGCCAUACCCGCAACCCGGGAGCUAGACCAGACGGAAGCGGAUGUUUCAUAUCCCAGUUUCGCUCCUGCCUCGUACCCCCCGAGAUCCCCACUGAUGCCGCCACCUCCCCCGGGACAUCACAGUGGUCAUGCUCACGCGGAAGAUGACUCUCCAAGGCAUAUCAAUGUCCACGGCGAGAUCAUAUCCUCCGUGGACGAGAACGGAGUGGGUUGGACACGGCAUACUAGGAUAUAUGGUGGAGGCCCAUGUUUGGCAUGUGAAGCCGCUGGCGGCGGCGGUUUCUACGGUGCAACCGUCCCUCCAGAGCACCGGAGAUAG